Messenger RNA from Emiliania huxleyi CCMP1516, 2442 nucleotides. RefSeq lists its product as hypothetical. Gene Ontology annotation, cellular component: membrane. The record is from RefSeq and is a predicted model, not a curated record. Gene Ontology annotation, biological process: monoatomic anion transmembrane transport. Bases 1 to 2442 code for a protein of 813 amino acids. Lineage: Eukaryota; Haptophyta; Isochrysidales; Noelaerhabdaceae. The transcript has 10 exons.
AUGGUCCAGUAUGGCCGUGUCCUCCUCCUCCGCGCCAUCCCAGAAUGGCGCGAGUCGUACCUCGGCUACGAGCGCCUCAAGCGGCUGCUUGAGCGGCUCCCAAAUGCGCAGUCCUCCGGCUCCUUCUCGCCGAUGGAGUCAAUGACGAGUAACUUCCGCUCGUCGGACGAUCUCGGCGCGCCACUGCUGCCGGGUCCGUACGCUGAGGUCGAGUCAAUAUUCUUCGCCUACCUCAACGAGGACCUGAAGCGGAUGAACGAGCUCGCCGAGCCCGAGACCGCUUCACUUGAGAAGAGCGUCGCUCUCGCGACCGCAGGCGAACAGCGCAGGUCGAUGCCGGACGUGGCCGUCGGCCACCGGGCGUCCAUGGGAGUCCUCUCCUUUGACGAAGUUGCCGCGCUCUACUGCCGGCUCGGCAAGCUCCGCUCCUUCCUCUCGCUCAACACGACCGCCGUGCGAAAAAUCGUGAAGAAGUACGACAAGUCGAUGCCACCUGGAACGACGAAGCAGCUGCCGCUUGUGAUGAAGCGGAUCAAGGCGGAGCCCUUCACCGCGUGCCAGGCCCGUGUCGACGACAUGGUGAAGGAAAUCGAGAACUUAUUGCCCGACAGAGUGCCACAGCUGCGUCAGAUGGCGAAAGAUUCGCUCAAACACGCGAGCGGUACGGUCGGUCACCACACCUACAAGCUCGUCCCCCUCUUUGGCUCGCUCGGCGUCGGCCUCGUCGUCGCCUUCUUCCCGCUCGAGGCCUUCCAUGACAAACCCGAGCCGCAGCGAUGCCUCGGCGUUCUGCUUGCGAUAGUCGGCCUCUGGCUCUCUGAGGCGAUCCCCUUCUUCGCGACCGCGUUGCUCGUGCCCGUCCUCGUCGUCACGUGGGGCGCCAUGCCGCCCAAGAUGGUCAACGGCGAGCUCGAGACGCCCGCACUGAUCGCCAAGCGCGAGUUGCCCUCCGACUCGCGCUUCUCGCGCGCUCUGCUGCUCGGCCUCGCCUUCUCCUGCAACCUUGGCGGAAUGAUCACGCCGAUCGCUUCGCCGCAGAACGCGAUCGCGCUCGUCUCGCUGCAGCAGUUUGUCGGCAUCGACGUCUCUUUUUUGCAGUGGAUGCUGGUCGCAGGGCCGAUUGCGAUCUUUGGGACGGCGGGCAUCUGGCUGAUGCUCCUCCUCCUCGUGCGGCCCGACGACUGCGCCGCGCUGCCCAAGGUCGUCUUCUCCGAGGCGCCGCUCACGCGGAAGAAGAAGCUCGCCCUCGCCGCAGUCGCGGUGGCGGUCACCCUCUGGGCCUUCCUCUCCGCCCCACCUCUCAAGGCCACGUUUGGGGACCCCGCCAUCGUCGGUGUCGCCCUCGACGAUUACAACUCAAUGCCGUGGCACCUGCUCACGCUGAUCGCGGGCGGCAACGCGCUCGGCCUCGCCGAGUCGGGCUUGCUGCAGCUCAUCGCGGACCACGCCUUCCACGUGCUCGGCACGGACACGCCCCACUACCUGCUCACCAACAUCCUCGUCGGCGGCAUCCUCCUUGUCGGCAACUUCGUCUCGCAUACCGUCGCCGCCAUCAUUGUCUUGCCCCUCGUUGCCACCAUCGGCGUGCAUGCAGGCCAGCCCGCACCGCUCGUCUUUUGCUGCGCGCUCGCCUGCUCGGCCGCGAUGGCGCUGCCCGUCUCCUCCUUCCCCAACCUCAACUCGCUCACCGCGGAGGACGACCUCGGCAACGCCUACCUAUCCGCCGCCCACUUCCUCGCCAUGGGCAUCCCCGCCACCGCGCUCGCCGGGCUACUCGUCGCCACACUCGGCUACGUGCUGAGCAUGGGGGUGCUUGGGUGCCCGGCCUCGCGCGUGCGGGACGAGGCGGUGGAGGCCGCACGCUUCACAGCUGUGCCGCUCGCGGUCACGCCCGAGUACGGCCUCGUCGUCCUCGUCGGCGUCGCCAUGUUCCUGCUGCAGCAGAUUGUGCUCGUGCUCCCCGUCGUGAAGCAGCGAAUCAGCACCGGGAUCAAGGCGCCGACGCUCUACCCGCGCGACGGGCAGAUCAAGGAGCUGAAGCUGGCGCCGUACCAGGUGGAGAACUACAUGCGCGCGCAGCGGGCGCACCAGAACAACGUCGAGUUCACCUCCGUCUUCAUGGCGCUGUUCCUCGUCACCGGUCUCUUUCCCGAAGUGACGCUGCACGUCGCGCUCGCCGGCGCGGCGGCGGCGGCGGCCGCGUCACGCUGCUCAGCACCUUUUCGGAAGCCUCCGGCGUACGCCCUCGCCACGCCCGCGCUGCCCGGCCUGCUCGCCGCCUGCUCCUCGGCCGUCGCCGCGAUGCGGGAGGCUGCCCCAAAGGAUUUGGACGAGGUCAAGGCGGGCGCCGCCUUCGCGUACGCCACUGCCCUCGACUCGCUCAAGACUUUCCAGGCGAGUGCCAGCCUCUCAGGGGAAGGCCUCUCUCUCUCUCUCGCAUGA